Messenger RNA from Dioscorea cayenensis subsp. rotundata (Guinea yam), 2519 nucleotides. RefSeq names its product rop guanine nucleotide exchange factor 7-like. Lineage: Eukaryota; Viridiplantae; Streptophyta; Magnoliopsida; Dioscoreales; Dioscoreaceae. The record is from RefSeq and is a predicted model, not a curated record. Bases 237 to 2180 code for a protein of 647 amino acids. Gene Ontology annotation, molecular function: guanyl-nucleotide exchange factor activity. The transcript has 7 exons.
UUUAUAUCAUCAACACACAAGAAGAUAACACAGAAAUUUAAAGGACAAGGCCGCUCUCUACAUUCUUCACGGAGUUCAUGUGUUGCAAGUGAGAGCAGAGAGCGCUUGCCUGUUACUGCUCCUGCUCCUGCUCCUGCAAUCAUGGCCGCCUCUUUCUCUUGUUAUAUUAUGAACAAGUCCCCACUGUCCAUUCUCGCAGUUGCACUCUCAGAAAUGGUCCUCUUUUUUUACAUGUCAUGGAGGAACACACCUCACUCUUUCGUGUAAAGGACCGCAAUUGCACCUCCUGUCUUCCACUAGCUCGCUGUUUGCCCUCUCAUUUCAAACCUUUUGCUCUUCUUGGCUUUUGGUUCACUAAAUCUCUCAGACGACAACGAGCACGUAGUUUCUCUGGUGGGAGGAAGUCUGCUAUCCUCUGGGGUUGUCCUGUGUUUAAAAUUGAAGUUGAGCAGCUCAACAUGGCGGAUUUGGUUGGCACGUUUGGUGGUAAAGAUGAUUGCUUAAUUGCUAGUGCUGGUGGUUGUGAAAGUGAGCUUUUCAGUGAUGCUGUGGAAGGGGAGAGCCAUGGAAGCAGUUCCAGCCCGGAAACAUCAAUUAGCGAAGACCCUCACAGCAGCAUUGGCUUGGAAGAAUCUUCAUCUCAGCUGGAACCACUCUGUUCCCAAAUGGACAAACUCUCUGUUUCUGACUUUGUUAGUCCUGGCGAGAAAACCAAGAAAGACAAUGAGGAGGUUGUUAAGCUGAAGCCCAACAGCUCAGUAAUUGAGAUGAUGAAGGAGAGGUUUGCGAAGCUGUUGCUUGGGGAAGACAUGUCAGGGUGUGGGAAGGGGGUUUGCACUGCAUUGGCUAUUUCUAAUGCUAUCACUAAUCUCUGUGCUACUAUUUUUGGCCAAAUUUGGAGACUAGAACCUUUACCUCCUGAAAAAAAAUCUAUGUGGCGAAGAGAGAUGGAAUUACUUCUCUGCGUUAGUGACCACAUAGUUGAAUUAGUGCCUUCCUGGCAGACAUUUCCUGAUGGGAGCAAACUUGAGGUAAUGACUUGCAGACCACGGUCAGAUCUAUAUAUCAACCUUCCAGCAUUGCGGAAGCUAGACAACAUGCUUCUUGAAAUAUUAGAUGGUUUCAGUGACACUGAAUUUUGGUAUGUCGACCAAGGGAUAUUGUCCGCAGACCAUGAUGGUUCCCGUUCAUUCCGAAGAAAUCUUAACCUUCAAGAAGAGAAGUGGUGGUUACCAGUGCCUUGUGUUCCUCCUGGAGGUCUUUAUGAGGGGACAAGGAAGCAAUUGGAACAUAAACGUGAAUGCACAAAUCAAAUCCUGAAGGCUGCAAUAGCCAUCAAUGGGAAUGCUUUGGCUGAAAUGGAAGUUCCCCAGUCAUACCUUGACUCGCUCCCAAAGAAUGGAAGGACCAGUUUAGGUGAUGUUAUAUACCGCUAUAUUAAUUCGGAUAACUUUUCACCUGAAUGCCUCCUUGAUUGCCUGGAUUUUGCAUCUGAACACCAAGCACUAGAGAUUGCCAAUCGUGUGGAGACAUCAAUCUAUGUCUGGCGCCAAAAGCCUCUUGCUAAAUUUACAAACAAUGCAAGCCGCAAUAACCCCAGAACAUCUUGGGGCAUGGUCAAAGAGAUGGUGGUCGAUCCGGAGAAGAGAGAAUUGCUUGCGGAUAGAGCUGAGACCCUCUUGCUGUGCCUGAAGCAGAGGUUCCCUGGACUCACUCAAACAACCUUGGAUAUGAGCAAGAUCCAAUUUAACAAGGACGUUGGCAAAUCAAUUCUAGAAAGUUAUUCUAGAGUUCUGGAGAGCCUUGCAUUCAACGUGUUCUCUCGUAUUGAUGAUUUACUAUAUGCUGAUGACUUGGCCAAGCACUCAGAUCAGUUAUCGGUUGUUGGGCCUGCUGGUGCAAUUGUUCAUAAUAAAGUUGCGGUCCCAUACACUGUGCCUGUCUCUAGCACACCGUAUGCAACUGCUUAUCCUGUGGCUAGCUUCUCUCCUGCACCAUUACUCAGCCCAGCUAGAGCAGAUAGCUCAUCAUUCAUCAUCAGAAAACCUCAGAACCGUGGAUUUGGCGUGAAAAAAGUUCUAACAGAGUAUCUUGGAUUUGAGAACAGAGGGAAAAAUAACAGUGAUUCAGUUGUUUCCAGAAUGUUCAUGAGCAUUAACAAAGAACAUCAAGAUUCAUGAAGACAAGGCCUCUAAUAAGGCAGGUUAGAGCAUUUAUAAUCUGUCUCUUUUAAGCAUGAAUGGAUGGAUGCUCAGAGUAACUAGGAGAUCUGGAGAUGAUAAACAUGAUCAUCCAUGAGAUGGCCAUCAGUUCCCUGUUUGAAAUGUCUUUAUUUCCGUGCAUAGUGUUAGUGGAUAUAUACUACUCUUCGUUCUUAUACAUGUCUAAUGUCUUGCCUUUGCGGUGGUUUCUGCAACACAGAAUGAUACAUUAUCGUAUCUGUUUAGUGUUUUAUUGGAGGUUAAUAGCAACUUUUUUUUUUUUAAUAUAUUUUGAUUGUGAUUGGGUGUUUUGUCACA